UGAAAAUCAGGACUUUUUUCCUUUGCUCUGUUUUCUCUCAUUCUGAGCAUUUUCUUUCUUUUUUUUCCUGGUAAUUUCUGGGAUUCAAAUUUUUUUCCUGCAGCUCAGAAAGAGAAGGAAAAGACAAAGGAAAGAGAAAGAAAAAGGAGAGUGGGAAAAUUUUAAUUCUUUUUUAAUUAUUAUUUAGCAUGGGUUGUUUUUGGUGCACUGGAAAUUCAAGGCAAAGAUCGAAAAAGCUAACCAACAAGAAUGAUGACAGCAGCUACCAACGCAAGCUCCAUGAUCUAAUGAAAGACAGUUCGGUUGCAUUGAAGAAAGGCAGUGCAUAUGAGAGUGCAAAGAAGGAAGAGGUAGCUAAGAAUGAUCAGUUAUCGUUGGAUGUAAAGAAUUUGAAUUUGAAUGAUGAGGUUUCCAAGGAUGGAAAAGAUAGUAAACUGGCACAGUCAUUUACAUUUGCUGAACUUGCAGCUGCAACAGGCAACUUUAGGUCGGAUUGUUUCUUGGGUGAAGGAGGUUUUGGAAAAGUUUACAAGGGAUUCUUGGAGAAAACGAACCAGGAUGUCGCUAUCAAGCAACUUGAUCUUAAUGGUCUUCAGGGCAUUAGGGAAUUUGUUGUUGAAAUAUUGACAUUAAGCAUGGCUAAGCACCCAAAUCUUGUAAAAUUGAUAGGGUUUUGUGCUGAGGAUGAACAGAGACUACUGGUUUAUGAGUACAUGUCAUUAGGGUCUUUGGAAAACCAUUUACAUGAGCUUCCACCCGGUAGAAAACCACUUGAUUGGAACACAAGGAUGAAAAUAGCCGCUGGUGCAGCGAGGGGCUUAGAAUAUUUGCAUGAUAAAAUGAAACCCCCUGUCAUAUACCGUGACUUGAAAUGCUCCAAUAUUUUGCUUGGCGAGGGAUACCAUCCAAAGCUAUCUGAUUUUGGCUUGGCAAAAGUGGGUCCCAUUGGGGAUAAGACUCAUGUUUCUACAAGGGUUAUGGGCACGUAUGGUUAUUGUGCGCCAGAUUAUGCAAUGACUGGACAGCUGACAUUUAAAUCAGAUAUUUACAGCUUUGGGGUUGUGUUCUUGGAACUUAUUACUGGUAGGAAAGCAAUUGACAAUACAAGAGAUCAUUCAGAACAAAAUCUUGUUGCAUGGGCACGCCCCAUGUUCAAAGACCGAAGGAAUUUUUCGCAAAUGGUUGACCCUCUGCUGCAAGGUCAAUAUCCUGUCAGAGGUCUCUACCAAGCACUCGCCAUUGCUGCAAUGUGUGUUCAGGAGCAGCCUAAUAUGCGGCCGGCUAUUUCAGAUGUGGUUUUGGCUCUGAAUUACCUAUCCUCCCAGAAAUAUGACCCUAACAAAUCUGUUCAUACCUCUCGAAGAAACAUGGCAUCAUCAGCAGUGAAUCGGAAUAUUGUUGCAGAUCAUGAGCAUAACGGUCACUGAGCUGGAGGACAAAGUUAAAAAUAAAGUGGCAAAUAUUGUUGUUCUGCGGUGUUAAUACAAAGUGCCUGGUUAUCAAUUUUUGCAUUACAGGAGAUAACAGGCAUACUUUCCAUCUUAAUCUCCAGACAGAUUUUCUUUCGUCCUUUACUCCCCCUCUGAUGGUGUACAUGUGCGUUGGGGUUCUUGUAUGUAAGAUGCUUCUUUGUAGGAACCAUUUUCCCAUAAUACUAGUUUAGCCCUCCUAUUUAAAGUGAUGAGUACCUGUCCUUCUUGCUCUCUUGCUUACUCCUAUUAAAAAAAAGAAGAAGUGUGAUUAUCUACUCUCGAAGUGACGAUCUCUUUUCAGAGCUUCACAAUUACAAUAAAAACAGGACUCAUAAAUGACUAUAUCUUUUCGAUUAUUGUUUCCAUAAAGGUAAUAGCAGCAAUUAGAUCAA
Durio zibethinus is the source of this 1864-nucleotide messenger RNA. RefSeq names its product putative serine/threonine-protein kinase PBL5. Gene Ontology annotation, biological process: protein phosphorylation. The record is from RefSeq and is a predicted model, not a curated record. NCBI's taxonomy places the organism in Eukaryota, Viridiplantae, Streptophyta, Magnoliopsida, Malvales, Malvaceae. Gene Ontology annotation, molecular function: protein kinase activity; ATP binding.